Cryptococcus deneoformans JEC21 is the source of this 1091-nucleotide messenger RNA. RefSeq names its product clathrin light chain, putative. Gene Ontology annotation, molecular function: clathrin heavy chain binding; structural molecule activity. The record is from RefSeq and is a predicted model, not a curated record. Gene Ontology annotation, biological process: clathrin coat assembly; intracellular protein transport; clathrin-dependent endocytosis. Bases 20 to 886 code for a protein of 288 amino acids. The transcript has 4 exons. Gene Ontology annotation, cellular component: clathrin coat of coated pit; clathrin coat of trans-Golgi network vesicle; plasma membrane. Lineage: Eukaryota; Fungi; Basidiomycota; Tremellomycetes; Tremellales; Cryptococcaceae.
CAACCAUAAUCUAUACACCAUGUCAGACGACCCCAUGGCAGACUUCCUCGCGCGGGAAAAGGCAGCCCUCGGCGACGAUGCCGACUUCUUUGCCAACCCCACUCCCUCCGCUGCCUCAGGCAUAGACGCAUUCCCGGACCUCACAUCCCCGGCCGUUGAACCCGAGUCUACACCUGUCAAGCCGCCUACGCCCCAGUAUCAAGGUAUUGAUGCGUUUCCCGACAUUGAUACUCCCGCUGUAGACGGUACACAAAUCAAGGUGACUGGUCCGGCUGGUACUGGGGAAGAUGAGGAUGUCAUGAAGUUUGAGAGUGCUUUCCCUGAUCUGUCUGGGGAGACUGGUUCCCAACCAGCUUCUAAACCCAUAUUUAAUGCCCUCUCUCCUCAGCCGUAUGGCGCAUCGCCAUACCCACCCACUGCUACCACUGCCGUUUCCCGAUCCCCCCACCCCUCCAUCCUCCCCGCUCCUACUUUCAACAACAUCCUUCCUACCGCCGAUGAAGACACUGAGCCUAUCAAGGCCUGGAAAGCUCGUCAAGCCGAAGAGAUUCAAAAGCGUGACGAAGCGGAUAAGAAGAGGAGGGACGAAAUGAGUGAUAGGGCUGAAAAGGCGAUUGACCAGUUCUAUGAGGAAUACAACAAGAUGAAGGAGAAAAAUAUCCGAGAGAACAAGGAGAGCGAAGCCGAGUUCCUCGAAAAGCUUCAAGAGGGUGUCGCCAAGGGAACAGCAUGGGAACGUAUCUCUGACCUCAUCUCGCUCGAAAACUCUCAAUCUAAAACCAUUCGCCCCUCCGUCCCUGGCGGCUCUGACCUUGCGCGCAUGAAGGAGAUCCUCCUCGCCCUCAGGAGGGAAGGUGACAAGGCGCCCGGCGCUGCCGGUUUUUAGAUGCCAUACCACUUUCAGGGGAAGAAGUUGUAAUGAACAAUUGAAUGGAUGACCUUUUGAUAUGGUGUGCUCUUUCCUUUCAUCAAGCUGAUAUUAGUGAGGCUAGACAAGUGCAUGUGGAGGCAGUACGCAGAUCUCACCGCUGGUUAUGAACGACGAGCUGGGAAAAGAAACAAGAGGUAUAAGCAACAGGAGCUGUAUCAGU